Molecule: messenger RNA, 1146 nt
Organism: Perca fluviatilis (European perch)
Lineage: Eukaryota; Metazoa; Chordata; Actinopteri; Perciformes; Percidae
Exons: 5
Coding region: 89-736 (215 amino acids)
Source: RefSeq, a predicted model, not a curated record
GGGACUCCAUCAUUUAGAGAAGUGAACAGUUCCUGGUUUACCAGUGAAGAAGAAAGAGAGGCAGCGUUAAACCAUCAGAUCCUCCAACAUGAACGUCUGUCAGUCUCUGAUCUGCUUCUUCUUCCUCACACUGCAGGAUGGAAACAUUGGUCUCAUCAAUGCAGAAAUCAUCGAGAGUACAGGAACUGAAGGAGGAAACAUCACAGUUAGAUGCUCCUUCACUUUCUCUGGAAGGAGGAGAAUCUUCUGUAAGGACCAAUGUAAAGAAGGAGACAUUCUCAUUGACACAGAAGAGGACACAGCACAGAGAGGCAGAUACAGCAUUAAAUGUAUAGAAGGAGGUUUUCCAGUAUCUAAAAUAAUUCUGUAUGUGAGCAUCAGAAACCUGACUCAGUCUGACUCAGGACGGUACAGAUGUGGUUUGGUCAGAGAUUCAUUCUCAUCAUCAUACCAGGAGAUUGAGAUCCGAGUUACAGAUGAUCUCCCCCUGGUUUUGGGUGUGUGUGUCCCUGUGGUGGUGGUGGUGGUGGUGCUGGCUGUUGUUCUGCUGUUCUUCUACAAAAAGAGGACUAAUCACUCUGAUGGUUCAAACCAGAGAGGAAACACAGACAUCACCAGGACUGAGAUUAACAUCUAUGAGAACUGCCCUCCACUCUCCACCCGUGCAGACUCCACCUACAAGAGUCUGGAUCCAGCCUCCAGGGAUCCGGACCCCAUCUACUCUACUCUCUCUUAGAUACAACAACUAUGAUGAUGUCAGCAAGAGUUUCUGCUGAAUGCACAGUAAAGCCUGGCUGCUGCUCAUGGCAAUGAAGGAUUUUAUUACCAACCAGAAGCAUAAAUAGGACUUGAGGAGGUUCAGGGCUUAGCCUGGACCCAUUUAAAUAAACCUAAUGCAAUGCAAAACAACAAUUGGCUUGCCCAGCUUGUUAAUACCAGUGCAUGUUGAUUUUAGCUGGCCGUUUGUAGAAGUUAGUUAAAUGGCACCAAUAUUUGGCCUAAUCAUGACUGGCCUGGCAACCCAAAGGCCAAUGUUUUGUUUCCAGAUCUGUGUGGUGACUGAUGAUGUGGGGGGGUCUGAAAAUUUUGAGCGUUAAACACUUCAUUUCAUUAAUUUUUAUUACCAACGAUUUGACCACACUUGGU